AGCCACUGACGAAAAGUUAUAAAAUGUCUAAUGCACUAUGUUUUUCAGUGUCCCCUAAUUUGAUUUGUAAGCCUCAAGAUCUUUCUAAGGCCAACAACAAAAAGAAGCCAUGUCCACAAUCUGUGUUAGAUAACAAAAUCAGCAAGAGGAAGCUAUUAUCAUCUACUGUUAUUGGGUUGGGCCCAACUUGGGUUGGGCUCUCUGUUGCUAGGCCCACAAGGGCUGAGCCAGAGAGCCCUGCUGCUUCCACCUCAAGUAGAAUGUCAUACUCAAGGUUCUUGCAGUACUUGGAUGAAGGUGUUGUCCAAAAGGUGGAUCUCUUUAAGAAUGGCACAGUUGCUAUUGCAGAGAUAUACAAUCCAACCUUGGAAAAAAUCCAAAGAGUUAAAAUUCAGUUACCUGGGCUGCCUCAGGAGUUGAUCAGGAAAAUGAAAGAAAAAAAUGUUGAUUUUGCUGCUUAUCCCAUGGAAAUUAGUAUGUGGCCUGCAAUACUUGAUUUGUUGGGGAAUUUGGCCUUUCCUUUGUUAUUGCUUGGUUCUCUACUCUUGAGGACAUCUAUUAAUAAUCCUGGUGGUGGCCCCAACUUACCCUUUGGACUAGGAAGGAGUAAGGCAAAAUUUCAGAUGGAACCAAACACAGGAGUUACAUUUGAGGAUGUAGCUGGAGUUGAUGAAGCCAAGCAAGAUUUUCAAGAGAUUGUUGAGUUCUUGAAGACCCCAGAGAAGUUUUCUGCUGUUGGAGCCAAAAUUCCCAAAGGGGUUCUUUUGAUAGGGCCACCUGGGACUGGAAAGACACUGCUAGCAAAGGCCAUUGCAGGAGAAGCUGGGGUUCCUUUCUUUUCUCUAUCUGGCUCAGAGUUCAUUGAGAUGUUUGUGGGUGUAGGGGCUUCAAGGGUGAGGGAUUUGUUUAACAAGGCCAAACAGAACUCACCUUGUUUGAUAUUCAUUGAUGAGAUAGAUGCUGUAGGGAGACAGAGAGGUACAGGUAUAGGUGGAGGGAAUGAUGAAAGAGAACAAACACUGAAUCAGUUGCUCACUGAAAUGGAUGGUUUCACUGGAAACACUGGUGUUAUAGUCAUUGCUGCCACUAACAGACCAGAAAUUCUUGACUCAGCAUUGCUUAGACCUGGAAGGUUUGAUAGACAGGUCACUGUUGCAUUACCUGAUAUAAGAGGGAGAGAAGACAUAUUGAAAGUUCAUAGUAACAACAAGAAGCUUGAUAAGGAUAUCUCUCUUAGUGUCAUUGCCAUGAGAACUCCAGGGUUCAGUGGUGCAGACCUUGCAAACCUCAUGAAUGAAGCCGCUAUUCUAGCCGGUCGUAGGGGGAAAGAUAAGAUCACAAUGAAAGAAAUUGAUGAUUCCAUAGAUCGCAUUGUAGCAGGCAUGGAAGGGACAAAGAUGACUGAUGGCAAGAGCAAAAUUCUGGUCGCUUAUCAUGAAGUUGGACAUGCUGUUUGUGCGACACUGACCCCAGGGCAUGAUCCAGUACAGAAAGUUACUCUAGUUCCCAGAGGGCAAGCCCGGGGCUUAACCUGGUUCAUACCAGGUGAAGAUCCAUCUCUUACAUCUAAGAACCAAUUAUUUGCUAGAAUAGUUGGAGGCUUAGGGGGUAGAGCAGCUGAAGAAGUUAUAUUUGGUGAAACUGAGAUAACCACUGGAGCUGCUGGGGACUUGCAACAAAUUACACAAAUAGCAAGACAGAUGGUAACAGUUUUUGGCAUGUCUGAGAUUGGACCAUGGGCAUUAACUGACCCAUCAGUGCAAAGUAGUGAUGUAGUGCUAAGAAUGCUAGCUAGGAACUCAAUGUCAGAGAAACUAGCUGAGGACAUUGACCACUCAGUGAGGCGGAUAAUAGAGGCAGCAUAUGAAAUUGCAAAGAAUCACAUAAGGAAUAACCGUGAUGCAAUUGAUAAAUUAGUGGACGUGUUACUUGAAAAGGAGACUCUUAGUGGGGAUGAAUUCAGAGCAAUCUUAUCAGAAUUCACUGAUAUAUCUUCAAUUAAGAUAGAUAGAACCUCUAUUCGAGAAAUGAUUGAAGCAUAAGUGUAGUUCAAGUGAUGUUGUACAUAAGUAUCUAGCGUAGAGCUUAGUUUGGAAAUAGUAUUAAUUAUCUUUCAUCUUGUUUCAGAAGUUGUUUCAUCCCUCCUUUUUAUGUAUUCUUGUGUUUCAGACUCUUAGUGGAGGUUUUUUCUUAUGGUUUUCUUUUAAAACUACAUAAAUAUGAUUUUUUUCUUAUGGUUUUCAUGCC
This is a messenger RNA of Abrus precatorius (Indian licorice), 2247 nucleotides long. RefSeq names its product ATP-dependent zinc metalloprotease FTSH 6, chloroplastic. The record is from RefSeq and is a predicted model, not a curated record. Lineage: Eukaryota; Viridiplantae; Streptophyta; Magnoliopsida; Fabales; Fabaceae. Gene Ontology annotation, biological process: proteolysis. Gene Ontology annotation, molecular function: metalloendopeptidase activity; ATP binding; ATP hydrolysis activity. The transcript has 6 exons. The coding region runs from base 24 to 2042 and encodes 672 amino acids. Gene Ontology annotation, cellular component: membrane; chloroplast thylakoid.